Molecule: messenger RNA, 1897 nt
Organism: Hippoglossus stenolepis (Pacific halibut)
Lineage: Eukaryota; Metazoa; Chordata; Actinopteri; Pleuronectiformes; Pleuronectidae
Gene: cavin2b
Product: caveolae associated protein 2b
Exons: 6
Coding region: 109-1314 (401 amino acids)
Cellular component (GO): cytoplasm; caveola
Molecular function (GO): protein kinase C binding
Source: RefSeq, a predicted model, not a curated record
AGAGCGCAGCACACACACACACACACACACACAGGCUGGGAGGGCGAGGCAGAUUCCACAGUGUUUUUUACAGAAAAGUCUUUGAGUUUUUAGUUCAACUGAAGAAUCAUGGUGACAACUGAGACACACCAGAGCCAGGACCUGCUGGUCCCCCCCCAGAACCAGGACCAGGACCAAGACCAGGACCAGGACUCGCCCUCCUCCCUCCUGGCAGGGUUUGAGCCUGAGAAAAUGAGUCAGGGUCCCGUCAACGCCAUCACCGUCCUCACUCUGCUCGACAAACUGGUCAACAUGUUGGAUGCUGUUCAGGAAAACCAGCACAAGAUGGAGGGGCACCAGGUAGAGAUGGAGGGCGUGGUCAGAGGGAUCCAGGCUGAUAUGACCAAACUGUCAAAGAGUCACAGUCACACAUCAAACACCGUCAGUAAACUUCUGGACAAAAGCCGCAAGCUGUCCGUCACCAUGAAGGAGGUGCGUGACAGGAUGGAGCGUCAGGGCGUCCAAGUGAAGAAACUGGAGGCAAACCAUGCCCACCUGAUCAGCAGGAACAACUUCAAGGUUCUCAUCUUCCAGGAGGAGACAGAGAUCCCCUCCAGUGUUUUUGUGAAGGAUCCUCCACCGUUCCCUCGGGAUGAGAUUCUGGAGGAAGGUGAGGAAUCAGCACCUUGCGUCACCGAUGGCAACCAGUCUCAGGAGGGCGGGCUCCACACCAUUGACCUAUCAUCUGAUGAGGACGUCGGUCUGGAGGCAGAGCUGGAGGAUGAGGAGGCGUGGCCUCAUGACUUGGAGAACAUGGAGAAGUCCAGAGCCGAGAAACUGAAACGAUCCAGUCUUAAGAAGGUGGACAGUCUGAAGAAGGCAUUCUCCAGACAUAACAUCGAGAAGAAGAUGAACAAGAUCGGAACAAAGAUUGUUUCUGUGGAGCAACGAGAGAAAAUCAAACUGAAAACCUCCAAUCUGAAGGUUUCACCUUUGACCUUCAGCAUCCGGAAGCCUCGCAGCAGCUCUGACUCUCAGCCUCCUGAUGCCUCCGCUCAGACCGGGGAGUCUGUUACUACCGAGGCCGACGUCCAGCUUUCCCCACUGGGCAGCAGCGACCUCGAGGUCCCCUUCACUGAGGUCCAUGCCCAGGUGGCCCCAGGCGAGCCAGAGCAGGAGAAAGAGGAAGUGAUAGAUGAGGUUAAGGAAGGUGAGGAGGUGGUAGAUGAGUCGGUGGUUUCAGAGGGAGUCAGUCAGGAGUACGCUCUGUCCUCCACCCUCCCUCAGGAGGACAAAAGAGAGGAGGAAGAGGAGAAGAAGGAGGAAGAGUGCUGAACACUCGUUAAUAUUUAGUUUUGGACAAAUCCUCUUCCUGUUUUGCUGAGACACAUGUUUAAAUUGAUAGUUACAGUCCAGAAGAUGGUUAGCUUAGCAUAUGGCAAAGAGACUGCCAAUGAAAAUUAGCAUUUCAGCUAAUGAGUACAUUUGUAUGAAUGUUGAUUAAUAUACAUGACAUAAAGAGCACAAUGACUGUAAACAAAAGGAAACCACAUCAUUAUGGCUCUAAACUGGGGGAAAUAGCUGCUUAGCUUAGCAUUAAGACCAUUAACAGGAGGACUCACUCAGAGGGAAAAACAAGAAGAGGAUUUAUCAAAAGCUGAAAGUGUUUCUUUAUAUUUUAGAGCACACAUUUGUUUUGGGAUCAAUAUUUUCUUUAUUGAUGGACGUCCACACACACACGUGAUCUGAUCAUGUGAUAAUGUCAUCAAAAGUUAAGAGCGUUUGUUUCUUGGUCAGGUCCUUAAUGACGUCUGUUCUUGGACUGAAAACCUGAGAAUGAAACAGUUUAUUCUUAUUUUCUGAAACUACAUCUGACUGAUAUAAACACAAUAACUAAUAAUCAGCUGAUCAAUAACAA